Molecule: messenger RNA, 2518 nt
Organism: Durotheca rogersii
Lineage: Eukaryota; Fungi; Ascomycota; Sordariomycetes; Xylariales; Xylariaceae
Product: DNA/RNA polymerase
Exons: 2
Coding region: 347-2266 (639 amino acids)
Biological process (GO): translesion synthesis
Molecular function (GO): DNA-directed DNA polymerase activity; damaged DNA binding
Source: RefSeq, a predicted model, not a curated record
GUUGUUCAAGGAAACACCUCGACGAAGGCGAUGGAUGACGGAUGAGAGAAGGAUGGCGGAUGGGAUGGCGGGAGCUCUGGGACAUGGGUGCCACACCCGCUAAUUCCUGAAUACGGGUUAGCCGGUUGCUGAUAAUAGGCAUGUGGCUGAGGUGACGACAAAAGAGCGCGUGUGGCUGGGCCAGGUUGUUCAAGACUCACGGGUCGAUAGUAGCGCGUAAAAAGGUGGUCUAGUUCUGAUAUCUCUCGAUCGCCAACCUAAUCCAUGAGCGAAUUUCACCUAGAUAGCUCGCCCCGCUCCCCGACCGCGUAUGAGUAGUCGUCUCCCAGUCUAAAAAUGGAACGAGAUGAACACUGCAGCGCUGACGUCGGGACGCGCUCGCAGAGCCCCUAAGAGGAACGAGGACCGCGUCAUCCUACACUUCGAUUAUGACUGCUUCUACGCCAGCGUCUUCGAGAACCUGAACCCCUCGCUCAAGGGGCUGCCGCUGGGCGUCAAGCAGAAGAGCAUCCUCGCAACCUGCAACUAUGCCGCCCGUGCCCGCGGUGUCAAAAAGCUGAUGCUCGUAUCCGAAGCCCAGCGCACGUGCCCCGACCUCGUACUUGUCUGCGGCGAGGACUUGACGCCCUUUCGAGACGCCUCAAAGACUCUGUGGUCGGUGCUGAGAGCGCACUCGUGGAGCGGCCGCGUCGAGCGCUUGGGGCUCGAUGAGGUCUUCCUCGAUGUCACGGAUGUCGUAGUGUACAACCAAGAGCUUCUCAACCGCAACGCCCUGCGCGACUCGUUCUUUCAGCUCUCGGUAUUAGACCCCGAGAAGGGGUUCAGUUUCGAUGCUACCCGGUUCUGCGGAUGCGUGUACCCACCGGCGUAUCUGGAACACGACUUGCUAACCCUUCUAGACAAUCCACUGUGCGUCCGCUUGAUGCUCGCCUCGCAUCUAGCGGGCUACUUACGCCACAAGCUGGAGGAGCUUGACUAUACGUCUAGCGGGGGCAUCUCGACAAACAAAGUCCUAGCCAAGCUAGUUGGCAGCGUCAAUAAGCCAAGAAACCAAACAACGCUCCUCGGCCUCCAGGAUGACGAUGUGCAGGGGUUUGUGGAUGCCCACAAGCUACGGCAGAUCCCCGGCAUAGGGUCCCGAACCGCUCAACUAGUCCAAGACUACGUUCUCUCGACGAGCACAGCAGCCUCCGCUACCAUCGCAGACGACGACCUAGUAGGCCAAGCUCACAGCACAACGGACUUGACAGUGCACCAAGUCCGCCAGCACCCAUCCCUAUCCGCAGAACUCCUAUCUCGGAUCUUCGACCACGCUAGCCUCGAGCGCGGUAGCGGUGACAAGGUCUGGGACCUUCUGCACGGCAUCGACCCCUCCGCUGUCAAGGCCGCGAGCGGCAUCCCGGCCCAGAUCAGCGUCGAGGACACGUAUAUGGCGCGCCCUCUCAACACUCCUACCGAGAUUGUCCGCGAGCUGCGCGCCCUCGCCACCUCUCUCGUGAGGCGCAUGCACGCGGACCUCGUCGUAGCAGACAGCCGCGAAGAGGUAGACCUCGCCCCCCCGGCCGCGGGAGAAUCUAGUCUAGAGACUCGGCGGCGGCGCUGGACCGCACACCCCAAGACGCUGCGCCUAUCCACGCGCGUACGGCCGCCGAAACUCUCCGGCCCUCCCACCGCGGCGGAAUCUUUCGCUCGGAGCUCCCGGAGCCAGCCGCUCCCCACCUUCGUCCUGAAUCUACGCGACGUCGUCGAGAGUGUUGGCGAGCGGCUCGCCGCCGAUGCGCUGCUCCCGCUGUUCCGGCGGCUGCACCCGGAGCGCCGCGGGGGCUGGAAUCUAGCCCUUAUCAACGUCUGUGUGACUAACAUGGUUGUCGUGGCGGGGGGCAUCGAGGAGUCGGGGAGUCGCAGGACAGGGGCGGGAGAAGGGGCGGGAGGUCAGGACAUCGCGCGCAUGUUCCGGACACAGGAGGAUAAGCUACGCGAGUGGACCGUGUACGACACCGCGCCCUUGUCUGACGACCCCACCCACGAUACUACCGGUGCUGCAAAACCAACCGAGGUAAGAUGUGAGGAAGAGGUAGAGGGGCGCGGGUGCGGAGAUUUAAUGGAAGGGCCGACAACGGCAGCAUCAUCGCCAGAACCGGAUGCAUGCCCCUAUGCGGACGUUUGGGAGGACGAAGGUGCAUCCCAGAGGUGUCGUCUCUGCGGGCAUGCGAUCCCCGUCUUCGCAAUACCAGCGCACGAGAGGUUUCAUGCUAUCGGCGAUUAAUAAAUGCCUGCAUCCUGUUUCUCGUCACUAGAGUACCGCCCUCCUUCUUCCCCUCCUCCGCCCUCCUGCCCCCUGUCCGGCCAACGAGAUAUUACAAUGCACCACACGUCGACGUCUUGAAUAAGCCGCCUCACGAUGCGGCUUACGACACACGCCCGUGGCUCACUGUACUAAAUAGGUACUAGAAAUUGUUGUUGACGUCGACGCUCAUGCGUAUCGGUCGAUUGUUUAUUCAUGUCCAUCUUGCUCUUC